Molecule: messenger RNA, 2238 nt
Organism: Triplophysa dalaica
Lineage: Eukaryota; Metazoa; Chordata; Actinopteri; Cypriniformes; Nemacheilidae
Gene: dhrs3b
Product: dehydrogenase/reductase (SDR family) member 3b
Exons: 6
Coding region: 737-1645 (302 amino acids)
Cellular component (GO): lipid droplet
Molecular function (GO): oxidoreductase activity, acting on the CH-OH group of donors, NAD or NADP as acceptor
Source: RefSeq, a predicted model, not a curated record
ACACAAAGUUUAUGAAUCCUGUCGUUUUCAUUGAUUCUGCGUUCCGUACAACGCCUAAUAUUAUUUCAAAAUCGUGGCUCGUCAAACCGGUUCAAAGCAUUUUUUUUUGCUCUUUCAUGUCAAAACUUGUGUUCGUUGACAGCGUCUGGCGUAAAACAGCCUGCCAAACUUAGUCACGAAUGAAUAAAGCAAACAGAUUGGACGAAUAAAAAAAACGAACUAAAAUUUCAUGCAACCCAAGACCAUCCUAACUACAGCGCGCGCGCUGCGCAACCCUCCACAGGUUGAAGGCGAGUCGAUGGCUCGCGGCACCGGUUCUGGGGGAGGGGACUUUUAUGCCGUCAUAAACAAACCCUCACGACAACGUUUGAUAAAGCAAUACUUCUUUCGGGCCUCCAGCUGUCAAUCAAGAUAAAUGGUCUCUUUAAAACCCCGAUCAGGUCCGAGGCAUCGUAGGAUUCAGGUCGCUGUCAGUCGCGAAAGGACCCGCGUCUGUAGUGUAAAAGCAAGCGCACACUUGUCACCCCGUGGAUGAGGAGUUUUGUUGACUCCAGUGGACUAAGGUACGCAAAAUGCAGAGGCGCACGUAAACUGCGUUGGAUUGCGGUACAUGUCUUUCGCGGUGUAAAGCGCUCGUCAAAAAGAAGUGUAUUUGCCGUAUCCUCUCCUAUAAAUAGAAGCAAAGGUGAUCGCUCCGAGCAAGGAUUCAGUGAGAUAAGCGCGUACUGAGACUGAAAUGGAUCUGAAAGCGCUGGGCUGCGUACUGCUCUUACCUAUUCAGAUAGUCUACUAUAUUGUCAAGGCGAGCGUGAGCUGCUUCCUACCGAGCAGGCGAAGAGAUCUGACCGGAGAUGUGGUUCUUAUCACUGGUGGCGGACGGGGCAUCGGUCGGCACCUGGCUAAGGAGUUUGCCAAGCGUGGAGCUAAAAAGCUAAUCCUGUGGGGGCGAACGGAAAAAUGCCUGAAGGAGGCUUGCGAGGAGAUCACCACAAUGGGAACAGAGUGCCAUUACUUUGUUUGCGAUGUGGCCAACAGAGAAGAAGUUUACAAGCAAGCCAAGGUUGUGAGAGAAAAGGUGGGAGAUGUUACCAUUCUAGUGAAUAAUGCUGCAGUAGUGCAUGGGAAGAGUUUGCUUGACAGUGAUGAUGAUGCGCUUUCAAAGACACAGCAUAUCAACACACUGGGACAGUUUUGGACCACAAAAGCCUUCCUGCCUCGGAUGCUGGAACUGCAAAACGGCCAUGUUGUCUGUCUCAACUCUAUCCUUUCUCAGUCGCCCAUCCCUGGUGCUAUAGACUACUGCACCUCAAAAUCAUCCUCUUUGGCCUUCAUGGAAAGCCUCACACUGGGUUUGCUGGACUGUCCUGGGGUGGGCUGCACCACUGUCCUUCCAUUCCACACCAACACUGAAAUGUUUCAGGGCAUGAGAGUCAGGUUUCCCAAAAUAUUCCCUCCUUUAAAGCCAGAGGUGGUGGCCCAGAGAACCGUGGAUGCUGUCAGGACCAAUAAGGCCUUUGUUUAUCUACCAUGGACAAUGAAUUUGCUUGUAAUACUCAAAAGUAUCCUGCCGCAGUGUGCCCUUGAAGAAAUCCAUAAGUUCUCUGGAAGCUAUACCUGCAUGAAUACUUUCAAGGGACGGACAUGAGCGGAUCUAGAAAUGCCACAGGAUUUCCAACUGUUACAUUUUCAAACAAACUGUUUCAUAGUUGAACAACAACAAUGGCAAUCUAAAGAAAAUGAGGACGUUCUCAUGGAGUCUACCAGAGGCAGCGAGUAAAAGCGAGAACAGUUAAAAGGAUACAAUGUCGCACUGGAGAACAGGAUUCCUCAUUUCAAGAACAUUUGCAUGUCCCCUUUGACCUCAAACAUGGAAGGAACAUGCCUCAACUGACCUCUUUUCUGUAUGUGUACUUAGCUUUUUAAUAUUUCACAUUUUAAAUACUGUCAAUGUAAAUUCAGCAUCUGAAUAAAAGGCUGUUUUAACGCCUAUUAUAGGUAUUUUUAAAUUAGCGAUUUACAGGCUCACAAAGUGAAUCUGUGGGCAGAUAAGCCUACAGCAGACUUCGUGACAGGACCUCGGUCAACAUGCCUUUUAAGGCCGAGCUCUGUAAAUUGCUCUUGGGCGCUUUAAACUCAGCAACACAACUCCCAUCUGACCCGGUUCUCGAGCACGUAGUCUGGCUCUUUCCUCCUGUCAGAAACAUUCAAGAGUAAAAAUAAAAUGUCAACACUGCUUUA